AUGAACGGGAACGAUGCAUCAGUUGCGAUGCCACAAAGUGUGGCGGAUGUAGAAGAGCUUGUCAAACGCUUGUACAAGCCUGGCUCGCCGAAAAUAAUCUCUACAAUCAAUGAUCAGCUGCUGAAGCUCCAGCACUCAACAGAAGGAUGGAACCUCGCCGAUGCGCUGAUGAGUAGCAACGACCAGAACGUGCGCUUCUUCGCCGCGAACACGUUCACAGUAAAACUCAACAAUGAAGGAUCUAACCUUAACGCUGAAGCUGCGCAGACUAUACGCAAGCGUCUGACCUCAUGGCUGGCACAUGCUGUAAGCCAACACGACAGUGCUAUGGUAGUGCGGAAGCUUUGUGCGACGCUCGUCACAUACUAUAUACGAGCAUCCUUUCUCUGGGACCGGCCAAUCUGCACGAUCGCGUACACCCUGCACGCUGGAAACGAGGAUACGGACCACCUCCCAGACAUUGACACUACGCUACCAAGACUGAACCAAUAUCAAGUCGUCGCUCUGCUCUGGUUCUCUGCUACACUUGCAGAUGAAGUUAGCAGACUUGAUAGCAACACUGCCUCGCACAGCAAAGUCCACAAUGCAAUGGAAGUCAACGUUCAGGACGCUAGUAGAACCAUGAGUGCUGCUCUCAAGGCGCCAGAUUUCAAAAUCAAUGGCGAGGGACUAAGAUGCUUCUUGACAUGGGUCAACUAUGCUCAACCAGUAUGGCCAAGAAAUUUGGAAGCUCUGCAGCAUCUACGGGAACUCGUCGAGCCGGCUACCCGGAGCCUGGUUACGCAGGAAGUACAAAAUGACGCGCUUGAAGUUUUUCGAGACAUCCUCGAAAGCUACACAAGCUUCUUCCAGCCUGAUCAUAUGCGACUCAUAGGCAGGAUAGUACGAGAACAUGUUCAGCCAGUGCUGCAGCAAGCACUGCGCGACCAAAUCCCGGAGGUCCUACCUUACGGUCAGAUGGUAAUAGCAUAUGGUGUGGCCAACGUCGAAGAGGUAGCCGAGCAUCUGGACGCAUCCGAGCAUGCAGCCACGAUUGUCAAUCUUCACUUCGACAUACUGAGAGCUCCAGGCUAUCCUGGCGACGAUGACGAGCUUUCAAUCAUGAGCAUCGAGUUCUGGAACACGUAUGUCGAGUACGUUAACGACACAGUUUUCUCACAAGAUCCUGGUGCACCAGAACCAACAUGGCUGCCCUCCGCCAAGGCUAUCCUCUUGCAGCUGGUGGAGCUUCUCUGGGCCAAGAUGGUGACACCGCCAGGCAACAUCGCCAACAAUUGGACGGAUGACGAGAACGAUGGCUUCAAGGAGUUCAGGCUUGACACUACGGAUCUCAUUCUAUCAAUGUACGUCUGUCUGGGUAAAGAGAUGCUGCAGAAGCUGGUUGCAUUAGCUUUGCAGUCGCUAGAGAGCAAGCAAUGGCGACUUCUCGAAGCUGGUCUGUUCUGCUUGAAUGCUCUAGCAGACAAUGUGCUGGAAGAGCAAGCUGGCGAGGACACUCUUGCUGCUGUCUUCGGCUCGUCUCUUUUCCGUGAAAUGGGCGACUUCUCACAGACGAUUCCGUCGCAAGCUCGGCGAACAGCCAUCGAUAUACUUGGCUCUUACGGAAACUACAUCGAGCGCCAUGUGGAGUACUUAGCAGAUGCGGUGCGCUUCCUGUUCGCGUCCUUGGAGAUGGGAUUGCUCGCAAACACUGCGGCGAAGUCCAUUGCGGCUUUGUGCUCGGCUUGCCGGUCGAGCCUGACCGGCGAGCUGAACGGCUUCCUGCAGCAAUACCAGAGCUUCUUGGCCGGCCCAACAAACGAUCCGUAUACCAAAGAGAAGGUCAUCGGUGGCAUUGCUUGCAUAGUACAGGCACUCAAACCGGAAAGUGCGAAGGUCGCACCUCUGCUGUCACUCAUCGAAAACGUAGAGCAAGACGUCCAACAGGCCAAGGACAACGCUGCGAGUAAUCCGGACAUGUGUGAAGUGAUGGGCGUGGCCGCUCUGAGUUGUCUUGCCGCGAUAGGAAAGAGUCUGCAAGUGCCGGAUGAUGUGACCAUCGACCUCUACGACGAUGACGAGCCUGCGCAAGGGCAGCGGAACUACUGGGAGGGCGAAGAAGCAGAAGUGGUGCAACACCGUAUCAUGGGUUGCUUCUCCGUGCUGCAGGUCCUUGGGAAUGAUGGCGAUGCUAUUGAGGCCGCUUGUCAAGUGUUGAAAAGUGGUUUCGCGGAGUCAGAGCCAGGACCUUUCGUCUUGCCCCCUUCGGUCACGGUCAGCUUCCUCCAACAGUGUACCAUCCAGACACCACAGGUCGAGUCGGUUCUGUCCACGGCUUGCAUACUCAUCACUCAGCACUCGAAGCCCACUUCUCGGCGCAUCCCUGAAGAAGUUCGAGCAAUUUGUCAACAGGUGGCACACUUUGUUGGCCAGCUGCAACGCCCGAACAGGGACCCUGGCAUAGCUCAUGGCUGCAUUGAAGUCUUGACUCGGCUUUUCCCGCACUACCUGCAUCUUUUGCUUGAACACGAUUCGGCCUUAGCAGAGCAGAUGUCGGCCAUUCUCGACUUCACAUUACAGGCCAUCGACGGGCAAGAUCCAUUCCCGAAGCGCUCGGCAGCGGAACUGUGGGCAAAGCUGAUCAAGCCACCCAACGUCCCCAUUUCGGAUGACGCCCGGCAUCGUCUAGCUCAGGUCAUUUCGGCAUAUGGUCCUCAAUUGUCCCUUACGCUGGUACGGCAAAUCGGCGGUUUUGCUUCAAGGUCAGAGCUCGACUACAUCUGCGAGCCGCUGAAGGCUCUGAUUGUGAAUCAAGCAGCUUCGAGAGGAUGGCUAGAAGCGGCCGUGCUCAAUAAAGCCUUCGUCACCGAGUCUGGUAGUAUUGGCGACACAGAGAAGCGUCGCUUCCUCCUGCAGAUAUUCGGCCUGCGUGGUGAGAUGCGGAAGACCAAAGAGGUCGUGAAGGAGUUCUGGGCGGCUUGUCGUGGUACUGUCGUCUCGUACAGCUGA
Messenger RNA from Recurvomyces mirabilis, 2988 nucleotides. It is a transcript of the gene PDR6, whose product is annotated as member of the karyopherin-beta. The transcript is spliced from 3 exons. Gene Ontology annotation, biological process: protein import into nucleus. NCBI's taxonomy places the organism in Eukaryota, Fungi, Ascomycota, Dothideomycetes, Mycosphaerellales, Teratosphaeriaceae. The record is from RefSeq and is a predicted model, not a curated record. Bases 1 to 2988 code for a protein of 995 amino acids. Gene Ontology annotation, cellular component: cytoplasm.